Molecule: messenger RNA, 5656 nt
Organism: Mobula hypostoma (lesser devil ray)
Lineage: Eukaryota; Metazoa; Chordata; Chondrichthyes; Myliobatiformes; Myliobatidae
Gene: gatad2ab
Product: GATA zinc finger domain containing 2Ab
Exons: 13
Coding region: 443-2320 (625 amino acids)
Biological process (GO): negative regulation of transcription by RNA polymerase II
Cellular component (GO): NuRD complex
Molecular function (GO): sequence-specific DNA binding
Source: RefSeq, a predicted model, not a curated record
AUUGGAGAGAGGGGAGAUUCGGGUCGUCGCUCAUAGCAACGGGCCGGGGAAAGGCGAGAAAUCCCGCUCCCCGCGCCGCCCCCGAUACCUGUUCCCGCAAUUGCCUCUGUAAUCGUCCCCAUUUAAAAGAAAACUUUUUUUAAAAUAUAAAAAUACGAUGGCGGUUCUGGAGCCCGAGGCCUAACUUCACUGUUGAAGCCUCGGGGCCGAGUCAGUGGGCAGUCCGUGCCGGCUCGCUGCUGUCCCGGCAUCAAUGAGGCGCUGAAGCUGGAGGGCUUUUUAAAUAGAAAAUAAUCGAAGAAAAUAAACUAAAGAACAAUAAAAAGACACAAAAGCGCCGGGAGUUCACUCCACCAUCCCCACAAAGCAAAUAAUCCCCGGAGGGAGGAAUCUGCCAAGUUCCAGGAUACGCUUGGAAAAUCAAGAGUCUUUAACAGAAGAAAUGGCUCUACAAGACUUGACAGAUAUUUCUGCGAUGACAGAUGAAGUGUACAGGACACGAAGCCAGAAGAGAGCGUUGGAACGGGAUGGUCUACACAAUGACGUUGAGACAAAAAAACCCAAAAUGGAAUGUUCCCGAGGAACUGAUCUGGACAGUGAUUUGGAAGAACUGAAAGAGAUCAGGAUUAAAACAGAGCCAGCUGACCGGGGCGGCGGAAGAACUACGGGAUUAUUAAAGGGGCCAGGUGAAGUGAAAGCAACAAUCAAAGUCGAAGUUCCGACUGGAGAUGAACCCGUUGACAUGAGUACAUCAAAGAUUGAAAUGAAGAAGGGAAAGCGUGCCCCAUCUCCAGACAUCAUUGUCCUUUCUGACAACGAGCCUUCGAGUCCCAGGCUGAAUGGACUCUCAAAAGAAAUGGGAAGAAGUGCAAAUACAGAUGAUAUUAUGAAGAGCAGCCCUGAGGAACGGGAAAGAAUAAUCAAGCAAUUAAAGGAAGAGUUGCGAUUAGAGGAGGCCAAACUUGUCCUGCUCAAGAAACUCCGCCAGAGUCAGAUUCAGAAGGAGGCCACAAUUCCAAAGCCUGCUGUCUCGACAGGCAAUGCCUUGGCCACCCCACCCCCGCUGGUCCGGGGAACGCUGCAUGUUCCCACUGGCAAACCCAACUUCCAGGUAACCACUACACGUGCAGUGGGAACAGUAAUUCCACCGCCUUUGGUUCGUGGGGGUCAACAGGGGGCCUCAAAGCUUGGUUCUCAGCAGAACCCACAGAUCGUGAUGCCACCAUUAGUGAGAGGAGCUCAGCCGAUGUCUGUUUCUCAGCAAAUCCACACCAUCAGACCACACGGCAGCACUGCCCCACCUCCACUGUUACUGGCUCCCAGGGCGUCGGUGCCUAAUACUGUACACAUCCAGGGCCAGAGGGUUCUACAGCAGGGACUGAUCCGUGUGGCCAACGUCCCCAACACCAGCCUGCUCGUCAACAUUCCACAGGCUUCAAAUACAAUGAAAGCCUCAUCUUUGAACUCUGCUCAGUCGAAUGCUAGCAGCAAUACUGCAGUAUCCGUUGUCAACUCCAAUGAGUCACCGGCCAGCCGACAGGCUGCGGCCAAGCUUGCUCUCCGCAAGCAGCUGGAGAAAACGUUGCUGGAAAUUCCACCGCCCAAACCUCCAGCCCCAGAGCUGAACUUCUUACCAAGCGCUGCUAAUAAUGAGUUUAUCUACCUGGUCGGUCUUGAAGAAGUGGUGCACAACCUCCUGGAAACACAAGGUAAAGCCUCAGCACAGGCGAUGGUUCAAGAACCAUACGCCUGUUCUCAAUGUAAAACUGACUUUACCUGUCGUUGGAGGCAAGGGAAGACUGGGACGAUCAUGUGUGAGCAAUGUGUGACGUCCAACCAGAAGAAGGCAUUGAAAGCUGAACAUACUAACCGUCUGAAAGCAGCAUUUGUGAAGGCUCUUCAGCAAGAACAGGAGAUUGAACAACGGCUACUUCAGCAGACACCUUCCACUGUACAAAGCAAGCAGGACUCUACAGCACAGCACCAUUCGUUGAAACAGGUAUGGAAGGGAUCCAGCCAGUUGUCUCGAGGACCUCAGAGCACCACAGCCCGUGGGGUGCUGCACACGUUCAGCCAGUCAUCUCAGCUGCAGAACGUCUCUCUUGUCAACAGGCAAAGCAAACAUGCUGAAAGAACUGGUGCUAAAGGCAGUGUCACUACCUGGAGGAAGCAGGUCCCCAACACAGGGGUUACAAUGGCUUACGUUAGCCCAAACCUAUCAGGCCAGAAGACGUCAUCAACCAUGGAUCGUCACCGCGAGUACCUGUUGGACAUGAUCCCUUCACGAUCCAUCAGCCAGUCGGCCAACACAUGGAAAUAGAUGCAGUGGAGUGGGGUGGGUGGGAGGGUUAGACAGAGAUGCUUGGAAAGGCCAAGGCGAAUACCUUGUCCCCCUCUUUGCUCGCUGCAGUCACGCAGUCCAACGGUCAAAGGUGUGGGGCCCAGGUCACCCCGACAACUGCCCGAUCUCCCUUACGAUAGAGUCUGCAUUUCUUGAAUUUUGAGCACUGUUCUUGCACAAUGUAGAAGGGAAAGUACAAUGUGUAACCAGGUGGACAUAGGCAUGCAUCUUGCCAGAUUACAAUGACGCUGUGUGCGGAAAAGAGGUCUCUUUUACUUGCUGUUUCUAUGUGCGUGUGUGCAAGUGCACGUAUUUAGUGCUCACACGCGUGUUUAUGUUUUUCACUUUGUGGUACAAGUGAUGUCAUCAUGGAUCUCUGGUUCUGCAGGAGCUGUUGUUCUGGGAACUGUGGAAGUGGUCCCUCCUCCCUGAUGAAUGUAGUGCAAGUCACUCAGGGUGUGGGAUAAAGUAGGGCAGUUGGGAGUGUCCCAUCUCAGGAGUGGAAACGUCAGAGGGACUUGGCCUUGUUGAUCUCCUUCCCAUGGUGCAGAUCAGGUGUUUAGACCUUUCUCUACUCUUCUACUCGAGUGUGCUGAUAGAAAUUGUUCAUAAGUAAACAGAAUUACCUCCAAUUUUCACCCAUUCGCAAAGCAGCCUGGCUCUUUGGAGUUGAAAUUUUUACGAAUUUAUUUUUGGGGUCGGGAUGAAAGUCUCUGGAGGUUGUGCAUUGAUGCUGAUUCUUUCCAUCUGAAUGCAGAUUCCUUCCAUGUCAUUCCCACAAAUCCCACACCAUACUGUCAGUAAACAACACGUUUAACAUCUGGGUGUAACAUGGUUAGCCUUGAUGCAUCCCACUUCCUGUUGUUUCUGAGUGGGGGAGAUUGUGUAAACAAAUGGAUUAAGUUUUGUCUUUGGUGGUGUCCUGGUGGUGAUAAUCUGUCUCCAUCAGCGUGUGACUUUAGCACUGAACUCUUUGCUUGGGACGUAGAGGUGAAGAGCCCUGCCCGAUCCUUGGAGUGCGUGACCGGUAUCCCACUGCAGCUGAACGAGAGCCAGCCUGGGAUAGCACUGACUAUGGGUUUUUUGGUGAUCUUGUGCUCAAUGGGAGAAGCAGGCGGGUGGGUGAGGGGGGAGGGGUUCCUUUGACUUGUUUAUACUGAAUCUUCCUGGGCUGGGAAGGUGACCUAUGUAUGUGCUCCCUGUGGGAAGGUGAGCUUUCCUGAGUGAUCCGAUGCUGGCUGUGCAAUCGGUGAUGAGUUUGGCCAGUGGGUGAUGGUGGAGGUAGUCCUGUAUUGGUGACCAGGGCCACCAUCUUCCUGCCCCCAUGGACGUGAAAAUGGCAGUCAUUUUAAUCUGCUACUUUACCCUUAACCUGUCAAUACUCUUCUCAUAUUUGGGCAGACUUUUAUUUUUCCCCCAGUUUUUGAUACAGAUUAGUCAUUAGUAAAGCCAUUAAAAUAUUUUGCAGCUGUUCUUGUUUAUUAGAGGGUAUUUUUGUGUUUGCUUGGUUAGCUGGAAUGAUGUACUUAAUUCCACCAAAGUAUCAUUGGGGUUAAUUUUUUAAUGUGAAUUUUCUCACUGUGGAGAUUGAAGUAACAACAAAAUUUACUCUCCAGCAUCUGGGUCCAUUCAGAGUCUUACUCAGCUCUGGAGGGGAAGGGUUCACCGCUAAGGUGUUUAUCACCUAUCCAUAUUCCAAUGCGUUCCCAGUGUCUGCACACCAACAGUGGUAGCUCAGUAGGUGCACAUCAUCCGCAUAUACACGUGGUCAGUCACACCUCCUUUCGCUGCUUCCUGAUCUCACUGUGUACUGUUUGACUUCCCCCUCCUGUACAUCUGAUUGUGUGCACAUGCCAGAGCAGUUGUCUAAAAGGCACACACUUUUCCAAACUAUCACCAUUUUGAACAUUCUUUCACUGUCUCCACUAUACUCCGCGUUCUUUCUGUUGGAGUCAGGGAUACCCUCUUUGUGGCAAACUGGGCUGGAUUUCGAUAAGCAAGUUCCCUCUGCAGAGCCGCACAUUCUCCAUAAUACAACAUACGGAAUGGAUAUUUAUGUUGCUGAGUUUGCCUUGAUCUUUAAAGAGUAUGCUAUUCAGAACUCAGGGUGGAUUGUAGAGGUUGUUGUGCUUCUCCCUGCCACCCCCCCCCCCCGCCCCACAGCUCCAUCUGUAACUCGGGAGACUACCAUAAUAUCACAUUCAAUAGUAAUCAUUCUGUUUCCAUUUUUGAGCUUGUCCCGAGGGGAGUCAGACUAUUUACUGACUGUGCUUGCUGGUUACUGAGCGAAUUGGCCAUGUUUGAGAAGAUCCUUCCUCCAGUCCCACUUCUAUAUGCCUACUGAAGGUGAUUGUUUUUCACUUGCACUAGAUGAGGACAUAUUGGGUUGAUUUGCACAGUCAUCCUCCCUGAUCUGUGUGCCUGUACUGUUUCUGCCUCACCUAACUGGGAAUCUCACCCGUCUGAGUUAGGCCUAAGAAAAUGGAUGUCUAGUAACUGCCAUCAUUCCAUCUUCCUGCCCCUUUCCCUGACAGUGAUGUUGUUUAGUCAGGAGUGAGGUCGUAGUGAAGAAAUGGCCUGUGCCCAAUCUCCAAAACGACUUGGGAUGGCCCACCCUGUCAUUGUGGGCGACUCAUUCAGGUUGGGCUGUUGUGGAAAGGGGACAAGAAACAAUUCUGCAAAGCUCACCAGCUUUGACUUUGAAGGAACUGUAGUCCACAGGACAGUGUGUCUCGUUUGGGUGUUGUAUGUCAUCUUCAUACCAAAUAUUGCAGCCAGCUUCACAUUGGCGACAAGGAUGGUCACAAACCCUUAGCCCAAGGCUUCGUCCCUGCCAUCCACCCCCCCCCCUUUCUCGAGCUCCCUGAAUGAGGCCCAGUGGCCAGGGAAGGAGCGAGCAAUGGACAGGUAUUUUCUAGAAUGAAUGCACCUACCUUCAAGAACACGUUUUCAGAGAGUGAAAGAUCGUUUCACCAAUGGAGCAACAUUCUGCGUGUGGAAAUAACUGCAAAUGACAAACUCUCGUACAGAGUAAUUUUUAUCUUCACCUUUUGUCACCAACAAGUUUCUAUUGGGGUGACUGAAACCACAAGGGCCAUUACGGAUCUGUCGAUACUUUCCCAACCUAUUUACUGUGACUAUAACCUCUAAUAGAACGAACUUACAAAGAAUUUGCUGCAAGAAGCUGCUCCUACUGGAGAAUUUCAAUCCAUGCUUGAAAUGGAUGGGUGUACAUUGUACUGAGGGAUUUUUAGCAUUUGAAUGACAAAUAAACAGGACAAACAGCAUGGUGGUUCACCUGUCUUCAUGGUGUUU